This is a messenger RNA of Nothobranchius furzeri (turquoise killifish), 2688 nucleotides long. RefSeq names its product PRP3 pre-mRNA processing factor 3 homolog (yeast) (gene prpf3). Gene Ontology annotation, biological process: mRNA splicing, via spliceosome. The record is from RefSeq and is a predicted model, not a curated record. Gene Ontology annotation, cellular component: U4/U6 x U5 tri-snRNP complex. Lineage: Eukaryota; Metazoa; Chordata; Actinopteri; Cyprinodontiformes; Nothobranchiidae.
AGAUGCAAACGUCAUUUCCGUUUCCAGGUCUUUUAGCAGAAACGUUGCGUGAACGGCGCGGCUAAACAGAAAGUUUUUCCAAAAACUUGGACUGGAGGAUGUCCCUGCCUAAGCGGGAGGUGGAGGAGCUCAGACCCUGGGUGGAGCGCACCGUGAAGAAGGUGCUUGGAUUCUCCGAGCCCACUGUGGUCACUGCAGCUUUACACUGUGUGGGAAAGGGGCUGGAUAAAAGAAAGACCACAGACCAGCUGCGCCCUUUCCUUGAUGACUCUGCUGGAGGUUUUGUGGAACGGCUUUUCGAAGCUCUCGAGGAGAGCCGCAGCUCCCGUGGAAACAAAGGAGGAGGUGAAAAGAACCGCAAGAGGGAGCUUAAGGAUGUCUUUGGCGAGGAGACAGAUGCUGCCGCCGCCGCCGUGAGAGAAGCUCCUGAAACAGGAGACGGGACGACAGUGAAGCGGAAACGAGUCCACCGCUUUGAGGAGGUGGAGGGCCCCGAGGUCAUACCCGGGCCUCCAUCUGAAAGCCCCGGCAUGCUCACAAAGAUGCAGAUCAAACAGAUGAUGGAAGCUGCCACUAAACAGAUUGAAGAAAGAAAAAAACAACUGAACUUUCCACCUUCAGCAGAUCCUUCACCUGUUUCAAGACUUCUUGGUUCUGCUGGUGGCGCCUCGUCUAUCGCCCCCUCCCAGGCUGCGAGCUUCAUGAACGAUGCUAUUGAGAAGGCCCGCAAGGCUGCUGAGGUUCAGGCCCGUAUUCAGUCCCAGCUGGCUAUGAAGCCCGGUAUCCUGGGGACUUUGGGGAACACGGUACCUCACAACUUAGUGGCUCUCGCUAAUCUACACGCAAUGGGAAUCGCUCCACCGAAAGUAGAAAUUAAAGAGGUGAACAAACCAACACCUCUUAUCCUGGACGACAAGGGCAGAACUGUAGAUGCUUCGGGCAAAGAGAUCGAACUCACGCACCGCAUGCCCACGCUCAAAGCCAACAUACGAGCUGUGAAGAGGGAGCAGUUCCGUCAGCAGCUGAAGGAGAAGCCUGGGGAGGACCUGGAGUCCACGUCCUACUUUGACCAGCGUGUACUUGCAACAGCAGCCCAGCGGACUCGUCGCACCUUCAGGUUCCACGAGCCGGGUCGCUUUGAAAAGAUCGCUCAAAGAGUCAGAACUAAGGCCCAGCUGGAAAGGCUGCAGAAUGAGAUUGCCCAGGCUGCAAAGAAGACAGGAAUCCAAGCUUCCACCAAACUGGCUCUGAUCGCUCCUAAGAAAGAGAUCGGCGAUGGAGAGGUGCCCAACAUCGAGUGGUGGGACUCUUUCAUCCUUCCCUCCAUACCCGUAAAUUCAGCCACGAAAUUUGAAGAUCUGGAUUUGUUUGGUGUGACAAACUUAGUCGAACAUCCUGCUCAGAUAAGUCCUCCAGUGGACAGAGAUAAGCCGGUAACUUUGGGUGUGUACUUGACAAAGAAAGAACAGAAGAAACUGAGAAGACAAACGCGGAGAGAGGCACAAAAAGAAGUGCAAGAAAAAGUUCGUUUGGGGCUGAUGCCGCCACCAGAACCCAAAGUCCGCAUCUCCAACCUGAUGAGAGUCUUGGGGACGGAGGCUGUUCAGGAUCCCACCAAAAUUGAGAACCAUGUGAGAAUGCAGAUGGCCAAGAGACAGAAAGCUCACGAGGAGGCCAACGCAGCUCGUAAGCUCACAGCAGAGCAGAGAAAAGAGAAGAAGGUCAAGAAGUUAAAAGAAGACGUCAGCGAUGGAGUUCACAUUUCAGUCUACAGAAUCCGUUACCUGCAAAAUCCUGCAAAGAAGUUUAAAGUGGAGGCCAACGCAAACCAGCUGUACUUGACGGGGACGGUGGUUCUGCACAGAGACGUCAACCUGGUUGUGGUGGAGGGAGGUCCCAAGUCCCAGAAAAAGUUUAAGAGACUCAUGAUGCACAGAAUCAAAUGGGAGGAGCACAACUCUAAACGUGAUGAUCCAGAUGGUGAUGACGACACCAGGAGAAACAACAAAUGUUGGCUGAUUUGGGAGGGAACAGCGAAGGAGCAUAGUUUUGGGGAGAUGAAGUUCAAGCAGUGCCCCACAGAGAGCUUGGCUCGAGAACACUUUAGGAAGCAUGGCACAGAGCACUACUGGGACCUAGCCCUGAGCCACAGUGUGUUAGAUGGCACAGAUGACUGAAACCUUACAGAGGAGCAUUUUGUUUCAGUCAGGGACGUCUGCCGUCAGCCAGCCUGCAGAUCCACGUCCUUGCUGCAGUUUGCUCCUCUCUGUGGUAAUCUUUUUGGAUGGACUUUGAUGUUUUUGUCGGAACAGAACCGAUCAGGGCACCUGCUGAGGAGCGUGUGUCGAAAUGCGUCAGUGUUCCUUUCUUUGGUGAUAUAGGCUUUCUGUCAUAUAUUUUUUGGAGACAGAUUGCACUGUGUAAUGUAAAUACCUCUCCCAAGGCUGUACGUGACGAAGAGAAAGUCAGAUUGUCGUGGCUUAAACUGAGUAAAAGUGCACCACAUCUGCAACAACGUGCACAACUUUUGUGCCAGCACAUUGAGAGAAAAGAAACUAAUAAAAGCUUUACAGAAGUUCCUUAAAGGAUUUGUUUUGGAGAAAUUGGUAAUGUUUUGAAUGCUGUAGCAACAUUUCUCUGUAACAUUACAGUCACUGCCUUAAAUAAAUAAAACGUACCCCCAUUUCA